CUGACUCAAAGUCGCGAGUCACAAAAAUGGCGAACGUGGUGCUGGAGUUCAAGUCGUCUGCCGGUGACUCGGAGCCACAGAGUCGCCCUGUCCUGAUUCUGGGGCAACAGACGAACCUCCAACAAUUAAACUGGAGUCAAGUCAAAGGAAAACUGCAGCCGGUCGUUAACAAAGAGAUCUGGCAGGCGGCUCUCAGUUCUCUGAACCCAAACCCUACGGAUAGCUGCCCCCUUUACCUGAACCAGGCUGUGGUGGCUGCUCUCCCUUCACGAGUCAGCAGGCACAACAGUCCUUCCUCUGCCCACUUUGUGUCUCGUCUGAUCCGAUCCUGCCUCUCUGGAGGGAACAACCGCAGCAUUGUGAUGGUGUGCGAGCGUUCAGAUGUGUUCGCGUCCUCUUGUGCCAUCGCCAGGGCCUUCCCCAUCUUCUCCCGCCGCUCUGCUUCGAUUCGCAGGACUGAGAAGAAGCGUGUGACAGUGGAGUUUAUAAUUGUCGGUCCUGACAGCAGUCCUCUGGAUGCUGCAGAACUCAAGUGCCUGUCCAACGCUGCUGAUGGUGUGCGGCUGGCAGCUCGCAUUGUGGACACUCCGUGCAAUGAGAUGAACACGGACCUCUUCUUAGAUGAAAUAAAAACUGUCMGUGCUGAACUUGGAAUCACUCCAGUCAUCAUUUGUGGAGAGGAGCUGAAACAAAAAGGCUUUGGAGGGAUUUAUGGUGUUGGAAAGGCAGCAGAACAUCCUCCUGCUCUGGCAGUUUUGAGCCACAUGCCUGAAGGUGCAACACAAACCAUCGCGUGGGUGGGCAAAGGCAUCGUAUACGACACCGGAGGACUCAGCAUCAAGGGAAAGACCACCAUGCCUGGCAUGAAGAGGGACUGUGGAGGAGCUGCUGCCAUUUUAGGAGCUUUCAAGGCUACUAUCAAACAGGGCUUUAAGGAUAACCUCCAUGCCGUGUUUUGUCUCGCUGAGAACUCUGUGGGACCCACUGCCACUCGACCUGAUGACAUCCACACACUCUAUUCUGGAAAGACAGUGGAAAUCAAUAACACUGAUGCAGAGGGCAGGCUGGUGCUGGCUGACGGAGUGGUGUACGCCUCCAAAGACUUGUCUGCUGAUAUUAUUUUGGAUAUGGCAACACUGACAGGGGCACAGGGGAUCUCCACAGGGAAGUACCACGCUGCCGUGAUGACCAACAGUGAGCAGUGGGAGGUGGCUUGUGUGCGUGCCGGUCGCAGCAGCGGUGACCUCGCUCACCCUCUGGUUUACUGUCCCGAGCUGCACUUCAGCGAGUUCACCUCCGCCAUGGCGGACAUGAAGAACUCUGUGGCUGACCGGGAGAACGCUCAGAGCUCCUGUGCAGGCCUCUUUAUUGGUUCCCACCUGGGCUUUGAUUGGCCCGGUGUCUGGGUCCAUGUAGACAUCGCCUCUCCAGUUCAUGCAGGGGAGCGUGCCACAGGAUUUGGUGUUGCCUUGCUCAUGGCCCUGUUUGGUCAGGCCUCAGAUGACUCCUUGCUGAACCAGGUGUCUCCUCUGGGUGCGUCGACCAGUCAGGCCGAGGACCAAAUGGAGCGGGACUGCAAGAGACGAAGGCUGGUGUAGAGCUCAGAAUGGUUCCCUCCACCACCACGCUCCCUAACUAUUGAUGCUUUUUUUAAAAUUUUUUUAAUUUAACAGGAAAAGAUUAUUAAAAAUCAAGCCUGACUCA
Messenger RNA from Austrofundulus limnaeus, 1704 nucleotides. It is a transcript of the gene npepl1, whose product is annotated as aminopeptidase like 1. The transcript has 12 exons. Gene Ontology annotation, biological process: proteolysis. Bases 27 to 1598 code for a protein of 523 amino acids. NCBI's taxonomy places the organism in Eukaryota, Metazoa, Chordata, Actinopteri, Cyprinodontiformes, Rivulidae. Gene Ontology annotation, cellular component: cytoplasm. Gene Ontology annotation, molecular function: manganese ion binding; metalloaminopeptidase activity. The record is from RefSeq and is a predicted model, not a curated record.